GCCCUGUACGUUCUUUCUCUCUUCGCUUUUUACAUUUCCAUUCAGUUGACCAUUCCAUUACGCUCGAACAUCAUGCAGACCCGCCGAAGAACCAUAACCCUCACUACCGAGGUUACUAAAACCGCCUCUCUCAAGCCAAACCUCACCUCUGCCUUCAAACACACCAAGUCCAGGAUGAGCACCAGAACGCUAGUCACUAAAUCCGGUAUCAGGUCCACGGAGAGCAAUGUUCUUGAGUCACAGACGUCGGCCCUUUCAAUUGAAAAUGAUAUCACCAUCGCAUCCACUUCGGCCAAAAAGGCGAUGCGUCGAACCCGCAAGACGGUCUCUCCAUCCACUGCCACUAUUGUGACAACGACAAGCACGACAGGCACCACUGAGGUGAUAAAGGAGAAGGUCGCAAAGACAUCUGAGGAACAACCUUGGACCAAGAGACCCGCGCAUGUACCUUCCUAUGCCAAAGAUGCGCUGGACCAUCUCUGCAAGAUGGAUCCAGCUCUUGCGCCUCUGAUUGCCAAACACCCCUAUAGAAUUUACACUGACCACGACACUAAUUACUUUCGCGUGCUUACACGAACAAUCCUCGGUCAACAAAUACACUGGAAGGCCGCGAGGUCAAUCAUCUACAAGUUUGUGUCGUACUACUUUCCCGACAAGGUUACCGUCGAGUCCCUGGACUCGGGGGACAAGACGUUUCCGACGCCACAUCAGGUUUUGUCCACGUCUAUGGAUCAAUUGCGACAUUGCGGUCUCUCUGAGCGCAAGGCAUCGUAUGUGCAGGAUCUAGCCAAACAUUUUGUAGAGGGCAAAAUUACGUUUACGGACAAGACCAUGCUUCAAUCCAUGCUGGACAAGGACAUCGCGUCGCAACUGCUAUGUGUCCGAGGAAUUGGACCUUGGACUGUAGAUAUGUUUAUGAUGGAUUCGCUUGAGCGUCUGGAUGUUCUACCAACUCUUGAUCUGGGUGUCCGCAGAGGGAUGGAAAAGCAUUUCGCGGGCGAGUACAAGAACGGCUUGUGGGGUACGAUUGUCGAAGACACGGAGGUGGAUGGAAACGGUGUGCUGGUCAAGAAGAUCAAAAAGAAGGCUGGGGUCAAGGCUAAAGGCAAGGCCAAGAACGGUGAGAUGACUUGCGAGGAUAUGGAGCGGAUGGCCGAGCGAUGGAGGCCAUAUCGUAGUAUCGCCUCUUGGUACAUGUGGAGAAACGCGGGUCCGGAGGGUGUUAUCGCCGCGCCAAUUUGAGCGCGUUUGGAAUUUUUGCAGCUCAAAAAAAAUAAAAUUAUUGUAUUGUGCCC
Molecule: messenger RNA, 1295 nt
Organism: Gamsiella multidivaricata
Lineage: Eukaryota; Fungi; Mortierellomycota; Mortierellomycetes; Mortierellales; Mortierellaceae
Product: DNA glycosylase
Exons: 5
Coding region: 73-1242 (389 amino acids)
Biological process (GO): base-excision repair; DNA alkylation repair; base-excision repair, AP site formation
Cellular component (GO): protein-DNA complex; nucleus
Molecular function (GO): alkylated DNA binding; DNA-7-methylguanine glycosylase activity; DNA-3-methyladenine glycosylase activity
Source: RefSeq, a predicted model, not a curated record